GCCGGACCCACACCCAGCCCUUGUCCCCACUCCUCCUCCCCGUCCGGCCCCUCCCCCUCGGCGCGCAGCGCGCGGCGGGCGGGAGGCGAACGCAGGCUGAGCCCAGUGCAGUGACCGCCCACCGCUGAGCCGCCCGCGCAGCUCCCUGCCUGUCCGGCCCGCGGCGGCUCGCAGCCCCCGGCAGCAGCCUCGGCAGCUUCGGCCGCACCUCAAGAGGCGGCUGCAGCGGCUCUGGCGGCGGCCGAGCGACCGAGCCCAGGCUGAGAGACAUGAUUUCGUCGCGUCCCACGGCUUCUCCUCGGCUGCUUCCUCCCCGAGCUGUGCGCCCGCGUGUGCCGGGCGCAGGAGCGAGCGGGGCGCGGGCAGCUGGCGCAGCUGGAGGCGUGGUAGUACUGGUGGAGGUGGGGGGAGGGCAACUGCUCCGGGGCCACCUCGGGAGAGGCCGGCGAGUACCCGGGGGUCUCGGACGAGCCACCUACCAGAGCGUCCACGCCGGACUUCUACCGGGGCUACUUCGAUGUCAUGGGCCAGUGGAACCAGCGGUUCACUCGGGCGACUUCAUCUUCUGCUGCGGGACUUGUGACUUCCGGUUCUGCUGUACAUUUAAGAAGGGGCGACUGAGCCACCUCCACCAACUACGACACUCCGCUGUGGCUCAACACCCGCAAGGCCCCGCGCGCAAGGACGACUCCCCACACCACCCCACGAAGGACAAGACCACCCUGAUCCUUUACAUCAUCUGCGGGUGGGACGUCAUGGUGCUUGUCGGCAUCUUCACCAAGCGGGGGCUGGAGAAAGCGCACCGGUGGCAAAGGGAGCAAGUGUCCAGAAAUCACAGACAUGGCACUUCAUCCCUAAAUCCUUCAGUGUGGAUCACCUAAGAACAAGGACAUUCUCCCACAUGACACAAUCCCAGGAUCACACUCAAGAAGAAGGACAGAAACUCUGCAAUACCAUCAAAUAGCCAAUCAUGGUAACAUUUUCCUGGUCAUGCAGAAAUGUCCUCUGGAGCUUGGACUGCCAAACUCAGAUCCAGUCAAGGCUCACUGCAUCUGGGCUGUAAAAUAUCUUCAGUGUCUGUUAUAUAUUGUGUUUUAAAACCAACUUAGAACCAAGGAGAUUUCACAUAGAAAUCCCGAUUUCUGACUUCUCUUGAGAAAUUGGUAGAACCUACAACACCGGACGUGCAUUUUCACAGGGAAGCUGUUGGUUGCCACCCAGUGGUGACUUCCCUCCUUAGGAAGCUCUCAGGUUCACCUCUGUCUCCACCCCCCACCCAGUUCACUUAGUGCAGGUCCCUGCAGUGCCUGGAGACGCGGUCAGGCCGACCUCAAGUCAGAUGGCCGGAGAUUCCAUCCAGCCUGGCCACUUAAGAGUUGUGUGGCCUUGCGAAAGUGACUUCACCUCUCUUUUAGUUUCUUGUUUGUAAAACGAGACCACGGCGAUCCCUAUGUCCUAGGCUUGUGUGAAGGUUUCAUUGAGACUGGGCUUAGGAGGCCCUUAGCAUAGGACCUCUUUAUGGUCACUGCUCUGCAAAUUUUACCGCUUUGCCAUGACCCUUAUUAUUGGAAUUUUCUACCCCUUACCUGCCAGAGGGGUAAAUGUUGUAGUCUGAAACUCGGUUCCUAGCCCUCACUCUGUUAUAUCUUUUUAGCUAUGUGACAUUGGUCAAGGCUCCUAACUCCUUCAGACAUAAGCAGCGGAGGGUAACAGGUUCAGAAUAGGAGAGAAGACCCAGGUAUGGCCACAUUGAAUGCCUUGCAAAGUGUUGGCCUGGGUGAUAUUAAAGAACUCUUGUCCAGCCUGAUAUUUGGUAUAAGUUCUCAUUUAAUUUCAGGCUCUGCCCCAGUGAGGCAGGCGUUAGGACAUGUGCCUUUGAAGAGGCACAGAUUGCUUUCCAUGAGGAUGAACAAGGCCCUGGGGAGUGGAGGAGUCAGACUUCCAACCCAGACAGUCUGAGGCCAGAGCACAGGUUCUUGACCACUAGGCUGCACGGCCUUUGAGCGGACAUGUGCAGGACUUCUGUGCUCUCAGAUCACCUAGAAGUGCUUGCAGUUCUGCAAAUGGCAGCACGUGCCGGGGGGGGGGGGGGGGCAGAUCAAGAAGCCACUGUAAGAUCAAGACAAGGAGUGUUUCCUGCAUCUGCCCCUGGCAGGGCCAGCACCCUUGGAGGAGGCAUUGAUGAGAAAUGACCUUGGGGGCAGGAAUGCCUGUUUGAAGCUCCAUACACUUGGGGCCAGUAGGGAACACAUGCCAUUAUUUUGCCCACCUUCAAACAGAAUCAGAAAUCCAAGUGGCACAUUACACAGCACAGUGUCGUGGGUGCUUUUCAAACACACUUCAGAAGAGCUGGAGUCCCUUUUAAAGAAGUGGCAUCAAGGGAUAAAUGUCUUCCCUUCUUUUGCCUUUUCUCUCUUCCUCCUGUUUCCCCUUUUUCCUGCAUGUCUGUGGUUACCCUGUGGCUUUGACCAGCUCCCCAGCUUGGAGAAACCCUUGCAGGCACAUCUCCUUGCCCAUGGAGUAGUCUCUUUAUAUUCUUUUUCAUGGAAGGUUACUUCUCUUUGGGCAAUGGAGUCCUUGCAUUUUAGCAGUCACCUUCAGUGGGGUAUACUUUAUACAUUAAAAGGCACACAUUUUAAGUGUGGUUUGAGGAGCUUUGCCCGUACCUGUAUAACCACCGCUCCAGAAAGUUACCUCAUUCCCACAACCCUUGCUUUCUUGAAAGACUUAAAAGAUGCUUCUGGUACAACAGGAAAUGCUCCAGAAUCCUAUUCAAGUGUUUAAAUGUCAGAACACGGUUUAGACCUUGGGACUCCUGGAACCUUGGAAGCAAGAUGAGGAGGUUCUGAGCUCUGUUUGGGAAUGCUGGGGUCUUUUAUUUGCUCGCCGUAAUUGGAAAAUGAAGGAACACUGUGUUCUCUUUUCGUUUCUCAAAUAUAUCAAGCUCAUUGCUACCUUGGAGCUGUUGUGUUGGCUUGGCUUGAAUUCUCCUCCAUCAGACCUCACAUGCUGGCUCCCUCGCCAUUGAGGUCUCCGCUCCAAUGUCGCCUUCUCCGAGAAGUCGUCCCUGACGGAUGACCCAGGCUCAGUUACCACUGCCCCCCACCCACCCCCUCCAGCCCAUUGCUUGGUGUUCCUUGCUUCAUUUCACAUGAUAGUUUAAAAUUAACUUAUUAAUUUCCUGGUUUGCUACUUGAUUAUCUCUCUGUUUGCAUUACUGUCCACAGUGAGGAGUGCAGGGACACUCCACAAAUCUGUUCUGUUGUAUCCUCAGUGCCUGGAACAGUAUCUGGCACAGAGGAAUUCUGGUUUCUGACAUCCCAGUUUACAAAAGAAAGUACCUCCUCUUUUAUUCAUUCAUUCAUUCAUUCAUUCACCCAUUCACCUAUUCAUUUAAUAGGUAUUUAUGGAGCACCUAUGGCAUACCUAGCACUGUUUUGAGAGCUAGAAGAGAAUAGUGGCAGUACAGACACAUUCCCUGCGCUCAAAGAACUAACAGUCAAAUGGCCCAAGACAAGUAACACACAAGUACAUAUAGAAGGAAAUUGACACUAAAUUGAACCUUAUGAAAUUGCCAAUAUUCAAUCAUCCUUGACCGCCCAAAUGGCAAUGUCUGAACCAAAUUGUUCUGAACUGGGACAAGGGAUAUCAAGGAAAAUUCUAGUUUCUUUAGUAAGGUACCUGUAUUAGUUAGGGUUCCCCAGAGAAAGAGGACUAUAUUUAUAUAUACAUAUAUACAGUUGAAGGCUGUCAGACAGGAAAAUUCCCCUUUACUCAGGAGAGGGUCGGCCUUUUGGUCUGUGCAUGCUUUCAACUGAUUAGACGAGGCCCACCCGAAUGAUGGAGGGCAGUCUACUCAGUCUGUUGAAUGUCAAUGUUCAUUUCAUCCAAACACACAUUCUCAGAUGCAUCCAGAAUGACCUUUGACCAAAUAUUUGGGCACCCUGUGGCCCAGUGAAGUGGACACUUAAAAGUUACCAUUAUAGUUCUUUUAGGAACUUAGUAUUCAGGGUGUGUCCUUUGGAGCAGCCUCAUUUUCAUGACCUGGGAGCUUGAGCAGAAGAAUGUUAUGCCAUGCCUCAGACUUACUGAAAUAGAAUCUGCAUUUUAUCAAGGCCCCUAGGUAGCAUGAAUGCAUAUCGUUUGAGAAGCACUCAAACUAUGUGUUACAAAUAGAUGGCAAAUCCUUGGGAGUUUGUUUGGUUUAUAGCACAUAGUUGGUGAUUUCCACUGUGUUAUUUAUGAAGCUUUUUGUACAUGUAUUUUCACAUGUUUUUUAGUAUGUACCCCAAUCCAUACACAUCUGUUAUACUAAUAAGUAUGUGCAUGUACCAGUGAACAGUUAUUAGGUACAUUAUAAAGCGUACAUAACAACAAAUUUUAAACUGAGCUGAAGGUGCAGUAAAUAUUAUUGUAAAAUUUGUUGGUAAGCACGAUGACAUCGUGCAAUCAUUAGCUAAUGUCAAAGCAUGAUGUAUGUUGAGGAUGAAACUUAGCAUUAAUAAACAGUCCAUAUUUUGAAUAUUUUUCAUGAGAGUUUUGAUUAUUCUUGGCUGACUUUGCUUUGAUCUGAAUAGAACAUCAUUGUUUUUAACCUUGUGACAAGCUAGCUGUUCAAGAGAUGGGGAGAGUCAACACAAUUGUUUUCUUGUGCUUCCUCUAUCAAUAUUUUCUUGAGUCUGUGGUUUUGUUAUGGCAGGGGGUGGGGGUAGUGGUUUAAGCCAUGUGCCUGCUUAGUGAUGGUUAGCCUCACUAACCCUAGAUAAUGAAUCUGCAUAUCUCCUUUAGCGGGGCACAUAGCUGUAAUAUGGGCAACAUACCCCACCGAUGGUGCCACUGCCAGUCAUCGUUCUUAGUCUGAGCUUCCUGAUUGUCACUGUCUGACGCAGGCAUAUCAAGUGAGGGUGCCAGCAUUCAUACAUAUAUUGCAUUGAUUCCCCACUUUGACGACUAAAGACCGUACGCAGGAGUUCUCAGAUUUCCUGUCCCUAUGCCGAAUCAUUUUAUGUGGUCUGUAGAGUGAGUGGACUCUACUUUGAAGACUGCUUUUCCAGGAUAUGGAGGCCUCUUAAGAACUCUCAUCUCCAUUGCAUGCCCUGGGAAGGGCUGCCUUGGGGAAAAGCAUCCUUGGCUUUUCAGGAAUUUCAGCACUCUGGAGAAGCCCAAGGGAUCUGCAGAUAGUAGUGCUGACCAAGUUCAUGGUAGCUGUCCUGAUAACUUACUAUGCGAACCUCUUGAAAGCCUGAAUAACAUGGAAUUAUGGGGAGGGGGGGGGACUCCUUAGAGAAACUGGUGAAAGCUAUGGCUUCUUGCUUGAGAAAAAUGCACAAACAAAAUUUCCACUCAACUCCCAAGGGGUCCAGGGACCCCCUGAAACUCAUGAUGAAGAACCUGUUUAGAAGUGAAAAAGGCAAAUCAGGUUUGGAGGGCCUGCUUUACCUCAAACAUUCCCUUUCCUGCAGCCUCCUUGAGUUUCAGACUCUGCUUACAGCACAGAGUGAGGAAGGAGGCUGAACUCCGAUUUCAGAGACACUCAGUUUUGUAUGUCAGUCCCUGCAUUGAUGUGCCAGGUGAACUUGAACAGUUUUUUAGCUCCAUAAAAUGGGUAGGUUUUCCUCACCUUAAAUGCUCCCUUCCUUAUUGGCUAUCCUCCAGCUUCAUUGGCCUUUUGGCUUAUAUCUCAAAUAUCUGAACUCUUUCCUGCCCCAGGGCCUUUGUACUUGCUGUUCCCUCUGCCGGGAAGGUUCUUUCCAUCAUCUUUACAUGACUUACUCCUUCUUACCGUUCAGGGCUCAGCUCAAAUAUCAACUCUUCAGGAAAGCUUUUCCUGAUCACCUUGUGUGUGUGUGUGUCUGUCUCUCAGUUUAUUUAGAAUUUUAGAAAAGUGUACAAUUCAUUGAUUUUUGGCAUAUUCACAAAGUUGAGCAACUAUCACUACUAUCUGAUUCCAGAACAUUUUCAUGGUUGAAAGUCUGUAUACAUUCCAGAGCCACUCCCCAGUCCUCCCUAUCUCCAGCCCCUGGCCACCACUGGUCUACUUUGUAUCUCUGUGGAUUAGCCUAUUCUGAACACUCGAUGGAAAUAGAAUCACAUACCCUGUGGCUUUUUGGGUCCUUUGCAGGAGCCUCAAGCUUCCAGGUUCCAUCCAUGUUGUAGCAGGUAUCAAUGCUUCCUUCCUUAUCAUGGCCAAAUCAUACUCCACUGCAUAUCACACAUUCUGUGUGUCCAUUCAUUAGCUGAUUUGGGUUGUUUCCACUUUUGGGCUGUUGCAAAUAAGGCUGCUAUGUGCCGGUGUCGCUUGAUCAUGUUACACUUUUUCAAAUUUAUUUAAUAUGCAUAUAUUUUUUUAUCCUGUCCCCUAGAAUACAAGCUCCAGGAAGACAGCGAUCUUGUGCAUCUUGCACACUGGCUGUGUUCCCAGAGCUUUGACUAGUGCCUGGCACAUAGUAGGCAAUGAAUGUUUGUUGAGUGAAUGAAUGAAUGAUUGGGAGCUGUUGUUAUUCUCUUGUGUCUUGGCACACUCCUCUAAUUCUUGUGGGACUCUUGCUGUGUUAUCUGUAUUUCACAUCUGACACUUUUCACCAGCUGUGGUUUUUGGGCCAUUGUCUCAUUGCCCCCUGAGCAACCACUCAGUCCCCAAGCUUGGGGCUUCUGUGAGCCUAGCACAGGCUCAGACUUGAACGUGCACUUGAAAGCACAGGUAGCUAACUCCAGAGUUUCUGAAUCAGUAGGUCUGGGUGGAUGUGAAAAUUUGCUUUUUAACGUGCUCCCAGGUGAUGCUAUUGCCGUGGGUUGGGAGACAUUAUUUGAGAAUUGGUGCUAUUGAGGGGGUAAAUUGCAGCAGGCAGGGUGGCCUCACUCAGACAGCUCCCCUUCCUUCUCUGUCUCCCUUGAUGCGGACUCAGAGGGUUCUGGUUUGUUAAGAGCAUCUGGAUGUAUCCUAAACCAUGGCAGUGUCACUUGUGAGUGUAUACCCUGAGAAGCUCUCCCUGGUCCAAGAGGAGGCAUGGAUGAGGACGCCUAUUGCUGUGUUGUGUUCAGAGGCAGGGAGGCGGUGACCAUCUAGGUGUCCAUAAUUGGGGAACUGGAUAAGCAGGGCUGAUAUUCUUCCACUUCACCAUGAAACCACUGGGUAAAGGAGAUCCACACUUAGAACUUUGACUAGCUCUCAUGUCGUGCAAAGAGGAAGAAACAGAAUGAGGUUUGUGGUCAAAACACUACUCGUGUCAAAGAUACACACUAUGCAAUUAUACCUACAAUAGUAUAUAUCGUUCAAGGAUAAUCCUGUCUCGGUAAAGACAUGGUGGAGCAUAGGUGAAGGGAAAGAAAUGGGGUGGUGAGGUCUGACCUUAGAUGUGAUAUAUGCUUGACACUUACCUGUGUUCUGCUCUCUGUGCAAACACUGAGCUGCUUUACUAAGGUUACAUCUAAUUGUGAAGGUCACUGUUCUGGGUGAAUUGUGUACCCCCGCCCCAUAACAAAAUUUUUUUAAAAGUCCUGGUCUUUUUUAGUGAUCCUCAGAAAGUGGUCCUCAGAAUGUGACGUUGUUUAGAAAUAGGAUUUUGCGGAUGUAAUGACUUGAGAUGAGGUUAUCCUGGAGGAGAGUGCACCCCUAACCCAGUAUGACUCGUGUCCU
Felis catus (domestic cat) is the source of this 7636-nucleotide messenger RNA. RefSeq names its product protein shisa-9-like. Bases 270 to 881 code for a protein of 203 amino acids. Gene Ontology annotation, biological process: regulation of short-term neuronal synaptic plasticity; regulation of AMPA receptor activity. The transcript has 2 exons. Gene Ontology annotation, cellular component: dendritic spine membrane; AMPA glutamate receptor complex; postsynaptic density. NCBI's taxonomy places the organism in Eukaryota, Metazoa, Chordata, Mammalia, Carnivora, Felidae. The record is from RefSeq and is a predicted model, not a curated record.